Molecule: messenger RNA, 267 nt
Organism: Neurospora hispaniola
Lineage: Eukaryota; Fungi; Ascomycota; Sordariomycetes; Sordariales; Sordariaceae
Exons: 2
Coding region: 1-267 (88 amino acids)
Source: RefSeq, a predicted model, not a curated record
AUGCCGCCUCACGGAGGGACACGACGACACAUCACAUAUGCUUGUGGUAGCCGAGGCGUCAUCGUUUUCAGCCGCAGUCAUCGUCGGGAGUCAGCGUUUACUGCGCACUUGCUGCAAUGUGAGCAGUCCCACCGUCUCGUGACCUUGGGGUUGGCUUCUUUGUGCGACAGACGGCGGUGUCUUGUCGGCUGGCAGUUGGCAUGGUUGGCUGUGAUGAUACAUAGUGAUGGACACGUCGUUGGAGGGGGACUUGUCAAAUUCAGUUAG